Messenger RNA from Cylicostephanus goldi, 510 nucleotides. Lineage: Eukaryota; Metazoa; Nematoda; Chromadorea; Rhabditida; Strongylidae. The record is from the annotation of a GenBank genome assembly.
UGGAUGGUGGAGAAGUUGACCACGUCUGGUCGCCUUUCCCGCGUGGAAACCAAAUUUGCCUUCAUUGAAACGUCACUGGGAAGCGUGUUCUGUCCUCUAGCUGCUGCCAUUCCUGCGAACGAACAUGUUCCAAACUUUUCAAAUCGCUAUGCAGUUGGAGAUAUGGUUCAUAUCACCAUGGUCCCACAAGAGGGAAAGAACGGAUGCAAGUUCGCCAUAUGGCAAAGCAGGCAGAAAGUGCCUCUGGGCAGGCCACGACAUCCGAUUCAUCAAUAUCUCAGCGUGCAUCAAAAACUAACAUCCUCACUAACCAGGUUGGUUUUUGGGAGGCAUCGUAGAAAAAAUGAGAAAAAGAGGCUUCUGCAGGUUGUGACUGUAACAAAUGUUUGUGAAACUUUGGCAUACGGAGUGAACGAUACCCAUGGCUCCGUUUUCAUACCAGGAGCAGCUUUUUCUUCGCAAGAAGUCACUCGACUAAACUCCUAUCUGAGCAUUGGUAAGCAAUCGUGA